ACCGUUCUCCAGCGGAAGAAAAUUAGUUGCCUUGGUGAAUGACAAAUAUGUACCGAGUGUUCUCCGAUGAGCCCGUACAAUCCAAUGUGUGAAGCUUACCACCGCGUACCAAAGUUAUGCACAAACCACGGCAUUAGUUGAACGUUGCACACAACUAAGUGUAAAAUGAGUACGCGACCAAGCCCCGCUCCAUUCAAACGAUCGAUAGACGGAUUGUUCAACGUUUGGCUCAACUUACGGAACCAGGGUCACGAAAAACCGCUGCGAAAUGCACUCUACAACGUACUCGUGGUCGGCGUAAUAGCUGUAGUGAUCGGUGUGACGUUGGUUUUAGCCCCCUUUUUCAAGCCGCUCCUAUGGGCAUUCCUGUUUGGAGCUGUGCUGUUUCCAGCAAAGAAACGCCUUUCCGCUUCUCUAAAACGUUGGAUUGAGCAUAUCGAGAAGGAUGACAAGUACCUGUUGCUCGGUGUACUGAGCGCACCGCUGUGCUGGGUGGAUUCGCUAGGGGAGUUCCUUACCAGCUGGUUGAGAGAUCACCUGAAGAUAAUAACCGGACUGGUUGGAGGAUUGGUUUUGCUGCGCUUCAUUUUGUGGUUAACACCGAGUGAGGUGUUUUUCUCAAUAUGGAAUUUCAUCGUUUGGAUCCACUCCCUCUUCCGUACAUUGCUCAGCUCUCUAUCGCUUCAAAUGGUGGUCGUCAUUCUCGUCGUGUACGUUAUAAGCGUGUAUUUUCUAUGGAGUCCUCACCAUUCCACACCGUUCCUGGUGAUUGGACAGUUUCUGUGGAUGGUAAUCGUUGGCUAUGGGAGUAGCUUUCUGGGAGCUCUCCAAGUGCCGGUAUUCCUCGGCCUACUGACGUACGGCCUCAUCGGCCUGGUUUAUAACCUGCAGAAGGAUGAACGGAACGUCCGUUUUAUAGACAAAUGGCACAGCCUGCUAGAUGUCACUAGCUACCGAUUGGACGACACGGCGAUCUUUACCAAUCCGUCUCAUACAGAUGCUUCGAGAAUAGAGGAGAUCAAAUCGAGGCUGCAGCUAGACGUAACGGCGACUCCGCAGCUUUCCAGUACUAUGAACGACUUACCAAGUCAUGUUCACACGUAUCCGGCUAGCAUGCUGACCAACGCAGAAUCGCUCGAGAGUGAUAUGUACUUCCGCUUACUAUUUUACGCUUGCGGCGCUACGCUCGUUUGGAUGCACACUUGGCUACUCUUUCUUGGUUGCAUACCGAUUUGCCUGUACAUCGUGCGGCGGGGAGCAGAAUUCUUGGGUAUAGUCGCGUAUGUAUCCCAGCAAGCGCACCACUACUGGCAGUUGCUGAAACAAUGGCUUUUCCCUCGCCAUUCUGCGCUUCUACCUCUGUGCUUGCCAGGGAUAUUGCGGCUCAACACUAACUUCCAUCGCUACGUUUGUGCCAAGCUUCGUUCCUACAUUGACGAUAUCUCCUCGAUAGUAAUGAUAGGCUUUCUAAUCGUGCUCGUUAUGUUGAUUAGCGUGUUCGCGUUUACACAAAUCUACUCCGAAGCUAUUGCCGUAGCUCAGCUGGGUUCCAAUCUCGUGAACCGCACGCUAAUACACAGGCCGGAACUGAUCGAAAUGUUGCCAAUCGACAUGCAAUCGAUGGACAAUAUCAUCGAUAACGCAUAUAAGUACGGACGUUCGCACAUUGAACAGUACGUCGAUGGUAUCUUCAACGAUACAGAUCCGACACAAGCGAUCAAGUUGAAGAUGCAGAUCCUGAGCGUUUGGGAUCGCUUGAUUCAGAGCUGGAUGGAUCGAAGCAACGGCGAAGGAAUGGUAGGACCACGGGUCCCAGCUCAAGCGAUUCGUAUGACGAUCGAUGAAAUUUUUAUAAAUCCAAUUACCAAAGCUGGGCUGAUUGGCUUUAUCAAGACCAAUUUCGGUAUGCUUUGGGAAGUGGCCGACUCUCUGUGGAUGCUGCUUAGAACAAACCUCACGCUGUUGUUGUCCGCAGUUGGUACUCUUGUUUCAGCAAUUCUUGGAGGAGGUCAUGCGGUGUUGAAAUUUUUAUUUCAUACGAUUAUUUUCUUCACGACGUUAUUUUAUCUACUACAAAGCAGUCAAGAUCGUUACGCACCAACAGCUGUUACUAUCAACAACUCGUGGGGGCCUCGCAUCAUACAGGCUCUAGAGGAUUCAAUAUCAAGCGUGGUAGUUGCAACACUAAAGCUUGCCCUGUUUCACGGAUUGUUCACCUGGCUAACGCACACUGUUUUCGGAGCGCACAUUGUCUAUCUUCCGGCAGUGCUGGCAUCGAUUUUGGCUGCUGCGCCCUUUCUCGAGACAUACUGGUGCAGUGCGCCUGCCUUUUUGGAUCUCUGGUUGUCGCAGGAUCGGUUUUGGUUGGGUGUCAUCCUGGUGAUGAUACACUUCAUCGUUCCGUCCAAUUUUAAUCCGGUCAUUCAUUCGGAGAUUAAGGGAGGAGGACAUCCGUACCUGACAGGUUUAUCGAUAGCUGGUGGGAUGUACUUAUUCGGCCUAGAGGGUGCCCUGCUAGGACCGCUAUUACUCUGUUUGUUGGUUGUUUUGUUCGAAGUUACCAUUAGCGCUAUCCGAGAUAGUCCGGCCACACCACAAACUAGAAAAUCCAGCCUUGAUACGAAUAAUGAUUUAUACUCACCUGCAACUACCAAUAAUUUUCGGUACGCGGCAUUCCAGGAGCAGAUGACCGUGGACGGGCAACGGAUUGGGCUAGAAGGAACGGCCCAAGUAUCAACAACCAUGAAUGUCAAUCGCGGUGAAUCAAUAGCACCGAGCAGUCUCGCACGAUCUACACCUUCGUUGCAUUAAUCGAGCGUGACACACGUUUCCACGGUUUUUCCAACUAUUGCGUGUAUUUUUCCGUCUAUUUGCUUUAAGGCGCUGUUGUAGGGAAACCUUAAUUGAAUCUAUUUGGCAGCUAGGGGAGAUACUUAUUUAAAAAUCAAAAUUCGUUGUGAUAUUAACAAGAAUGCAAGCACUCUUACUCAAAGAAAAGUAUAUUUAUCCUAUUCCGUUUUUGUUUUAUAAUGUAAGCCGAUAUGUUUCUGUAAGCCAUGGCCAAGUUGCUAAGGAAAAUGAUCACUCCAAUCCAAAGCGAAUUUAUAAUGACUAACAUGUAGUUGAAAUGAAUAAUAAAAAUACAUAUAUGAAAAUCUCGACAGUUUAGAAAGGAAAC
Messenger RNA from Anopheles nili, 3178 nucleotides. Its product is annotated as transmembrane protein 245. NCBI's taxonomy places the organism in Eukaryota, Metazoa, Arthropoda, Insecta, Diptera, Culicidae. The record is from RefSeq and is a predicted model, not a curated record. Bases 166 to 2811 code for a protein of 881 amino acids. The transcript is spliced from 8 exons.